UAUCACGUGGAAUCGAAGUCCUGAGGCUUCAAAACGGCGAUCUGGACCAGACAAGGAAAGCCACUGCUCUGGUCAGCCCUUCCCUCGUCCUAGCCUACCCCAGAGGCCCGGAAGCGGAAGUGACAGACACGGAAGUGGCCUGCUGUUGCCGAGGGGACGGGCUAGGCAGAUGCCAACAUGGCAGCGGUUGGGUCUGGCUGUUCCACCGCGGCGGCCGGGCCAGGAGUGGUCUCCGCGGGGGCCUUGGAGCCUGGUACCAUGAGUGCGGUUGGUAUUUUUUUCUGGAAGAGAGUUGCUUCUCAGGGGAAACGGGGUGUCCAGGGCCUGCCCUGGCCAUUUCCUAACACCUCAGGAAGGAUUCCAGCUCACCGGCGCCUCAAAUACAUAUCCCUAGCCGUGCUGGUGGUUCAGAAUGCCUCCCUCAUCCUCAGCAUCCGCUACACCCGCACGCUGCCUGGCGACCGCUUCUUUGCCACGACUGCUGUGGUUAUGGCCGAGGUGCUCAAAGGUCUCACCUGCCUGCUGCUACUCUUCGCACAGAAGAGGGGUAACGUGAAGCAUCUGGUCCUCUUCCUCCACGAGGCUGUCCUGGUGCAGUAUGUGGACACAUUCAAGCUUGCAGUGCCCUCUCUCAUCUACACCUUGCAGAAUAACCUCCAGUAUGUUGCCAUCUCCAACCUGCCAGCUGCCACUUUCCAGGUGACGUACCAGCUGAAGAUUCUGACCACAGCCCUGUUCUCCGUGCUCAUGCUGAACCGCAGCCUUUCCCGGCUGCAGUGGGCCUCCCUGCUGCUCCUCUUCACGGGUGUCGCCAUUGUCCAGGCACAGCAAGCCGGUGGUGGGGGCCCACGGCCACUGGAUCAGAACCCUGGGGUGGGCCUAACAGCUGUCGUGGCCUCCUGUCUCUCCUCGGGCUUCGCAGGUGUCUACUUUGAGAAGAUCCUCAAAGGCAGCUCAGGCUCCGUGUGGCUGCGCAACCUGCAGCUGGGCCUCUUUGGCACAGUGCUGGGCCUGGUGGGGCUCUGGUGGGCCGAGGGCGCCGCUGUGGCCCACCGCGGCUUCUUCUUCGGGUACACACCUGCUGUCUGGGGCGUGGUGCUCAACCAGGCCUUUGGCGGGCUACUGGUGGCUGUUGUUGUCAAGUACGCUGACAACAUCCUCAAGGGCUUUGCCACCUCCCUGUCCAUCGUGCUGUCCACUGUUGCCUCCAUCCGCCUCUUUGGCUUCCACGUGGACCCAUUGUUUGCCCUUGGUGCCGGGCUGGUCAUCGGCGCCGUCUACCUCUACAGCCUUCCCCGAAGUGCAGCCAAAGCCAUAGCUUCUACUUCCACCUCGGCCUCUGGGCCCUGCACUCACCAGCAGCCUCCUGGGCAGCCACCACCACCGCAGCUGUCUUCCCAUCGCGGAGACCUCAGCACGGAGCCCUUUCUGCCAAAGUCAGUGCUGGUGAAGUGAGGGCUGGCAACGGUGUGGGGAGACAGGGAGGGGGACUGGGUGGAGGGUGUUGGGCAUCUGCAGGACCCAAGUUGCCCCUAGGGCCUGGCCCCUCUGGGGUUUAAGGUCUUUUGAGACUUUGGGAGGGGCGUAGGGCUGGGCGGGCCCUUGCUUGUCCGCUGAACCCCCCCUCCCAUGGAGGGGUGUUUAGAGCCACCUCCUCUGUCCCAGUCUCACCCCUUUGAGGACCAGGUUGGGGAGGGUAUUGUCAUUUAAGGCCUUUUUAUCUGCCUCCCUCCUUCAGCCAGAGGUGUCCUGUCUCAUGCCUGGGAGAGUCCCUCCCAGUAGUCCCUGUACCUUUGUAAGGACAAAUUGGACAAAAAUCCUACAGCUCUUUAAUAAUGACCGAUGCCUGCCUGUGGGGUUUCAUUUCCCAUAGCUCCAGGCCUGCUCUCCUUCCCCACCACACUGGAUCAUGUUAGCAGCUCUUUUUGUGGCCUUCAGGCAGCUUCCCUGACGCCGAGACCCCUGAAAGUGGGGCUCUUGUGGGAGAGGUCGGGGCGAGAGCUGAGAUUUUGCAUCAGCCUGGUCCAGAAAUGGGGACUAUGUGGUUUUUAGUGGUUUGGGGAUUUGUGUAAUCAGAUCAUUGAUGAUCCAGGGUAUGGGAAAAGCAGGGAGGGAGGUCCCUGAAGUGGCUGAAUCACUGAAUCUAAGAAAUACUGUCAGUUGCCAGAUGCAGGGUUAUUUUCUGAGAGAAAAAAAUAAAGCUGCCAACCAUACUCUUCGCUACCCCACUGGCUGAAUGAGGCAUCCUUAAUUCAUGGGGGAGGGGGUGUGUGUGUGUGUCUUAAAGUUGCUGAAAUAUGGAACUUGCCCCAUGCAUUCCUCAAAGCUUAUUAACCCCUUAACUGUCUCCCGGGUGUGUGUGUAUGUAUGUAUGUGUGUGUUGGGGGGGGGUGUCUGUGCCCGUGCGCACGCUUGGGAGAUGCCUGGGCUGUCUUUGCUAUGUGUAAAUAGGGCCAUUGGACCUUUAUUUUUGAUUAACUUGUUCUGAUUUUUUUGUUUUUUAAGGAACUGUAAUGAACCAAUGUCAGGAUACCUAAUGCCAAAUAAAGAUGUUGUAUUUAUUUA
Messenger RNA from Myotis lucifugus (little brown bat), 2565 nucleotides. RefSeq names its product solute carrier family 35 member A2 (gene SLC35A2). Gene Ontology annotation, cellular component: Golgi membrane. Gene Ontology annotation, molecular function: UDP-galactose transmembrane transporter activity. The transcript has 5 exons. Gene Ontology annotation, biological process: pyrimidine nucleotide-sugar transmembrane transport. Lineage: Eukaryota; Metazoa; Chordata; Mammalia; Chiroptera; Vespertilionidae. The record is from RefSeq and is a predicted model, not a curated record. The coding region runs from base 178 to 1455 and encodes 425 amino acids.